This is a messenger RNA of Lucilia cuprina (Australian sheep blowfly), 4021 nucleotides long. RefSeq names its product integral membrane protein GPR155 (gene anchor). Gene Ontology annotation, biological process: intracellular signal transduction; transmembrane transport. Lineage: Eukaryota; Metazoa; Arthropoda; Insecta; Diptera; Calliphoridae. The record is from RefSeq and is a predicted model, not a curated record. The coding region runs from base 435 to 3344 and encodes 969 amino acids. The transcript is spliced from 14 exons. Gene Ontology annotation, cellular component: membrane.
AAAAGACAAAACGUAAAUAAACAAUUUUUAUUGAUAAUUAAAGUAAUUUAAAUAAUUAAAAAAAAAAACAAAUUAUUGCCUAAUAAAUUAUAGAUAAUUUUUUGUAAAAAAAAAACAAAAAAUUGCUAGUAUAUGCUAAAAAGACCUGCGCCCUUUGAAUAUUGGUGGCCAACCUUUGACGUAUUUUUCACCCACUUGUUAUAGAUUUGUUAAAGAACAGACAAAGCAGCUAAAUAACCAUAAACCCGCAUAAUGACGUAGUUUUCGCUAAAAUAUUAUAAAUUAAGAAAUUCCACAAAAAUACCAACAUUUUAGGAAUACAACAACAAUACAAUACUUACCUGGCUUAGGAAGGAGACUUCCUUUAGAAAACCACCCUAUUUUUUGGUACAAAAAACACGUUUAACGUGUAGUACUAGCUUUAUUUCAACAAUAUGGAUAGUUCUAUGAUGUUGGCAGCUUUGCAUGGCGAUUCAGCCGUAUAUGCUCACGUAGCUAAUGCUGAAAAUUUGGAUGAUUAUGAUGCUACUACUACCACCAUAACUUCCUUAACAGAUGGCUUAGUAAAGGUCAUUACCUCAACAACAACGGCAGCUAACACCAUCGUCAGUGCUAGUACAACAGCAGCACCGGAUCAUGAUUCUAAUAUAUCAAUGAAUAAUUUUUAUCCAGCCUUGGUACAAUGUUUUGGCAUUAUAAUUUGUGGUUAUAUAGCUGGACGCUUUAAAAUUAUCUCAAAUGCAGAAACAAAAGGUCUGGGCACAUUUGUGGGUACAUUUGCUUUGCCUUCUUUAAUAUUUUUAUCGUUGGUGGAAUUAAAUUGGAAUAAAGUCAAUUGGACUUUCCUAUUGGCCAUGUUAAUAUCAAAAUCAGUGGUAUUCUUUGCUGUUCUUAUAAUAUCACUGUUUAUAGCGAGACCUUUAAAUGUAGCCAGAGCUGGUCUGUUGGGUAUAUUUUGUACACAAUCAAAUGAUUUUGCUAUUGGUUAUCCCAUAGUAAUGGCUUUAUAUAAGGAUAUACAUCCAGAAUAUGCCUCAUAUUUAUAUUUAAUGGCUCCCAUUUCGUUGGCCAUUUUAAAUCCUAUUGGUUUAAUAUUAAUGGAAAUUGCCAAGAUAUCACAAAAUAAAACUGAACAGGCUCAAAAUCCUCCUUUAUGCCCUGAAACCUGUCCAGCCGAACAAAUGGCCAAACGUAGUCGCUGUUUAAAUGAAAGAUCUUUAAUUAUUUUAACCACCAUUAAAUCUUUAUUCUUCAAUCCUUUGCUCUUAAUGACAGUCUUGGGUGUGGCUGGUUCUUUUAUAUUUCCUAAUGGUUUGCCUGAAAUGGCAGCCAGUGUUUUACGUGUAUUUGGUCAAUCGUUUUCUGCCACUGCUCUAUUCUUAUUGGGUUUGAAAAUUGUGGGUCAGGGCAAUAAUAGUUCUUUAAAAGGUUCAGAGUUUUUAUUACCCGGUAUAUUGAUUUUAGUUAAAAUUUUAGUUUUACCUUUGGUUUGUCGACAAACUGUUAAUAUCAUGCAAGCUGGUGCUGACUUUAAUGAUACUACCGAAUUAAGUACUUUUGGUUUUCUAUAUGGUACAUUUCCAGCUGCUCCCGGGGCUUUUGUUAUAGCUACACAAUAUAAUAUGGAUGUGGAAUUGAUUGCCAAAAGCAUGGUUUUGUGUACCUUUAUAUCGGCUCCUUUAAUGUUUAUCUCAGCCAAAAUGAUUUCUCUAACGAAUCUCAAUCCUAUUGAUUAUAUUCAUGAACUAGAUGCCUUUUCUUUUGACAUCAGUGUAGCCGGUGUAGCUGCCUGUAUUUGGAUGCUUUUGUUAUUAAUAACCACCAAACGUUUUAGGCGUAUGCCUCAUCGUAUUACCUUCUGUUUGGUGUUGUCUCAGUUAAUGUGCUGUGUUGGUGUUAUUUUAUGGUCUAAACUGGAGCAUGUACAAAAAUGGCCUUUAAUUAUACAAUUUGUUUUAUUUAAUGUCGGCACCUACAGCAGCCGAUUAUGGACUGGCAUAUUGGCUAUUUCUCUGCUGUUCUUGCAAUGUCGUAGUCUUUGUUUUGUUUUGAAAUUAUGGCCUUAUAUGAUUGCUUUUGCUUGGGGUGUACCGGCCAUUAUAUCGGGCUUAUUGCUAGCAUUCGAUAGUAAUGUUAUGUCAGGGGAAAAACAUAAUCCUAGUUUUCAAUAUGGUAAUGCUCAAGCAGCCAUAUCGGUGUUUAUGCUGGUCAUGUGUUUUAUAGUUACCGUGGGCUGUUUGGUUAUGCAUCAACGUUACAAGAAACGUUAUGAAAAAUAUCUAACCUUCUCACGCGAAUUAUCCAAUCCUGAAUCAGAAACUUCUGAUUUACAAUCAACUAUUUCAACGGCAAAUCUUAUUACCUCCUCUGCAAAUAGUAAUAUUCAUCAAAGACGUCGUUAUACUUCUUAUUCGUCAUCGGAUGAUGAUGAUAUGUUACCCAAUACUGUUAAUCCUUCUAGUAAUGGUGGUUGUGGUAAUGGCAAUGGUAAUUGUUGUUCUUCAAGCGCAACAACAACGCCCUCUACCACUACUGUGGUAGUGGAUAUUGAAGAUCUUUUGAAUAAACGUAAUUUGGAACAGACUAAAAAGGAUUCAAAGGAUUCGGAUAUAACACCGACAACGGAAAAUGAAACACACAUUAAUGGUCGCCCCAAUUUAUGUGGUCCCGCUUUCAAUUGUGGCGCCAGUACAUCACAAAAUUGUCAGUCGAUUAUAGAACGUUAUGAGGAACAUACAAGACGCGGUUUAGAACCUUUAGAAAAAGCCAAUGAUGAAGAUGAUCAUCAGACACUAAAACACAUAGUAUUGUUAAUCAUAUUACUGUGUUCCAUGUUUGUGGGUCUAGCGGUUUCCAUUUGGACUUUGGUUAUGGAAGGCAUGUCUGGUAUAUAUUUGGAAUUAAGUUUUCUCGAUGCUUUCUUAAAUUUCGGGCAAAGUUUAAUAGUAAUGGCUGUGUUUAUAACUGAUACUGGUGAAUUGUUAAUGCCGUUGAUUAAAAUUUGGCGUAAAAUAUGGUACGGAGCAAAUGUUGUCACUUUGCCGCAUUGGUCUCAUGUUAGUCAGGAAACUAAACAUAUUUGCGAACAGUUCCGCAAUCAUCAUUUGGAAAAUUGCAAAAAGGAUAUUGCUAAAGACAGAAGGUGGCGCAUACGAACUUAUCGUAAAGUAUUUUACGGCUGUGAAUUUGUUGAUUGGUUAAUAGAAGUUGGUUUAUCUAAGGAUCGUUUGGAGGCCGUACACUAUGCUAAACAUUUAGUUAAUGGUCGUGUCUUGCGUCAUAUCAAUAAUGUCUAUCAUUUUGAAGAUAAACAAUUACUUUACAACUUUUGCAGUCGCAUGUAAAGAAAACAAAAUGUAGAAAAUAAGCGACGACAUACCCACAUACGUUUUGUAAAUUUAUUUUUAUUUAGAUAUAUUUAUAUAUAAUUUUUGUGUUUGUUUUCUUCAAUCAGCUGUGAUUUUUGUUAGUUCAUUUUAAUUUUAAUUAUUACAACAACAAUUCCUUUUUUAUUUUUCUUAAAAAAAACCCAUUAACAAAAUGAAAAACAAACUUUUCAUUUUGUUUACUUUUAUUUUAGUUUUGUAAGUUUUUCUCUUCUCAAAUUCAACAAAAAGUGUUACAAAUUUAUUAUUAUUUUUUCACAAAAUCUUUUUUAAUUAGUGUUAUAGUGUGUCAAAACCAACCAUAUUUAGCUCAAGCAGAGAAAUUAAUCUUUGUUUCUCUUAAAAUUUAUAAUUAAGAAAAGUGCAAUUUAUUCUUAAUUUUAAUUGUUAUUUCUUUAUUGUUAUUGUAUAUGUGUGAGAAACUCAUACAAAAUUUUCAAAUUGUAUAAUAAAAAACACAAAAAAUUUUGUCACAAAAUAAAAGCAACAAUACCAAAUGGAAUUUGUAUCAAUAUAGAGAAAAAAAGAAUGCUGUGGCUUUUAAACAAAUUAGGGAAUAUUUUUAAAAAUUAUUUUACAAUUAUGUAUACUAAAACAAUUAGAAUUUUUCUAAAAAUAAUUUAUCAAAAUGGAAA